Molecule: messenger RNA, 1455 nt
Organism: Kluyveromyces marxianus DMKU3-1042
Lineage: Eukaryota; Fungi; Ascomycota; Saccharomycetes; Saccharomycetales; Saccharomycetaceae
Exons: 1
Coding region: 1-1455 (484 amino acids)
Source: RefSeq, a predicted model, not a curated record
AUGGAUACUGACACUGAUAUUGAAGGCGAUACGCUAAUAGAAGAAAUUAACCUUGAUGAUGAUGAUGAUGAUGACCGUAACGAUGAAAGUACAAGUAGUACUUCUGCCGAUGUCUACGACAUUUUUUACAACGAAUUGUUCAAUUCUGAUGAUGCUAGGUCAUCUAUAUCUGGUGCUCAUAGCUUACUAGAAGCGAUUAAUCGUCUAGAGAUUGAAUGCAGAAAACCAAAUAUCAGAAAAAUAAUCAAAUCCUUUACCAAAUCAAGAAAUCUCGGAGAUAUUGAUAGUUUGAUCCCUUAUGUCAAAACUAGGUGGACAUAUUCGGUUCUCUCUUUUGAGAGAUUAUUACUCUUGGCCCCAUGUUUACUAAAUCUUAUGAAAGAAGGAAUGUUGAGUCCAUUAUUAGAUGAAUCUGACAUUGAAUGUAUUAAAGUCUACAUUGUUCUACUAAAACCAUUCCAAACUAUUACUUCUUUUUUUAACAGUCCAGAAACUACUUCUCGUUACUUACUGUCUGCUUUAAGAAGUUAUAAAGAUACAGUCUUGCCUCACGUUUGGAAACUAAGGUCCAAAUUGAACAAAAAGCAAAUGCAAAAUAGAAAUAAUGACAGCAGAUUAACAAUCAUUUUGACCCAAAUUGAGAGGUUCUUGAGUAAAAUCAAGGAGUACAUCGAAUCUUAUGAAAAAGAACAAUUAUUGGUGGUUGCCAGCUAUUUCAAUUGUGGGUACAGAAAUUCACCUUAUCUAAUGGAAAAAUUAGGAUUGAAAUAUGAAGAGGGGAACAAUAAAAGUAAUAACGAUGCUCUUUCUAAACGCAUCAGUGACAUUAUUACUGGUAUUUUAUUUCCAAUGCUCAAUAUACGGCUGGAAACGACGAACGAAAACAUGGCAAGACCUCGAAUUCCUGGAAUUAUGAGUAUUGUUUUUGAUGAUGGCAGCGAGUCAAUUGAUAACCAAGGAGUGAGCGAGUCUCAUUUCCAAUAUAUAUUCUAUUCAAUGGUCCUAAAAGAGGUACAGAGUUUCAAUUCACAGUACAAUAAAAUUCAUGUUCGCUACACAGAAGAACAUAUGAAGGAAAUUGGCACUGAAUAUGACCAAGCCACAGGAAUGUUUAAACUCUCGAAUGGCAACCUUCUCAGUGAAUACGAGUAUCUCUUACUAACAAUGAGGGACGUUCACCACAAAAUAUGGGAAGAUAUCCGAAACUGUCCUAUUCUUACUCUAUUUAACCAAAUUAUUGACAGUGUUGCUGUAUCAUCAACGCAUAUUGAACAUAUAUUCAGUAUAUCUUCGAUACUCACUAGUAAGAGAAGAGGACGUAUAUUGCCUUCGAGCCUUGAGAAAAGAAUGAAAACUAAGGUAGCUUAUAUGACUUUGGGGAACUAUCAUAAAUUUGAUUUAAAAAAGACGACAUUAGAUCAGAUACUCUUCGUUCAAAAAUCAGAAUCGCAAUGA